Molecule: messenger RNA, 732 nt
Organism: Mycotypha africana
Lineage: Eukaryota; Fungi; Mucoromycota; Mucoromycetes; Mucorales; Mycotyphaceae
Exons: 4
Coding region: 141-581 (146 amino acids)
Source: RefSeq, a predicted model, not a curated record
UAUAUUAUCUGUUGUCAAUGUUUUUGUGUGCGUUCAUGGGUGACUUUCAAAGAUAAGCACUAUAAAAUAUAUUGCUUUCUUAUACUCAAAUGUUGUCUCUUUCGCUUUUAUUUCACGUUUUAUGAUACAUACUAUGACCCAUGUUCAAAACAAUAAUUUAUGAAAAGAAAAAGCAAAUUUUUGAAAAGAAAAAAUCAAGUGCUGUUCAUGAUGCAACAUGCAUUGAUUGCGGUGAAGGGGAUCAUUACACCCAACAAUACUUUAAAUGUGAAUUGUAUAAGACAGAAACUGCAGAUCAAGUUGGUUCGAAAGGUAGAAAACGCAAACAGAACCUUGAGAUCAAAGAGGAGAAUGAAGACCCAGAGGAAGACAAUGCGUGUUGUACCAAAUGCAAGCAACCAGGACAUAAAUCGGUGCGUUCUCCUCUGUGUCCUCAACAUGUAUUAUCCAAGGCAGAGGUUCAACAUCAUUUGGGGUGUAAUUAUAAUGCGUUUACAAUAAGGUUGCCUCUUGAUAAUUGUGUUUUUGGUGACUAUAGCAACACUUUCCAAUCAAAAGUGAAGAAGAAAGUAUUGCCGUAAUAAUCACGGUUUUCCUCACAUUUUGAGGAUUUAGAUCAUUACAGCUAAAAUACUGUAGGGAGCAACCCCGCAAAUUCGUUGUUUCAAGGAAGAUCAUUGGUUAAAAUUGUUACCCCUUGAAUUUUAGUUCGGAUCAAAAACCAAAGGCGGC